CACCAUAGGGUUUUCCAGCGGCCCGAAAGAACCUCAACAACUUUUGUGUACCACACUUUCUCGUCCUCCCCAUCUCCGACGUCGGUGACGCGGCCAGCUCCAACCAUGGCGGACUCGAAGCCGAAGGUUCUCCCGGCGAUCACCCUCCGCACCCGCAAGUUCAUGACCAACCGCCUCCUCUCCCGCAAGCAAUUCGUGCUUGAGGUGAUCCACCCCGGCAGGGCCAACGUCCCCAAGACGGAGCUGAAGGACAAACUGGCCAAGAUGUACGACGUGAAGGAACCCAACUGCAUCGUCGUGUUCAAGUUCCGCACACACUUCGGAGGUGGAAAAUCCACCGGAUUCGGGCUCAUCUACGAUAGCGUCGACGCUGCCAAGAAGUUUGAACCCAAAUAUCGCCUGAUCAGGAAUGGUCUUGCUACCAAGGCUGGAAAGUCUCGCAAGCAAAUUAAGGAGCGUAAGAACAGAUCUAAGAAGAUCCGUGGUGUCAAGAAGACCAAAGCUGAUGCUGCCGGGAAAAAGAAGUAAACAUGGUCUGGUGCUGGCUUCUUAAUAAUGUCCCUAUUAGUUUAUACCCUCUGCGCUGAAGUAAGGUUUUGUCAUUCCUAGAUGUGAACCAAGUUUGGCAUAUCACCCUGUGACAUUUACAUUUAUGCUUAGCUCUAUAUAGCUAAAGCUGAAGUGUUCAUGGAAGCAAUAACUUACAAGCUACCUAUUUUCUCUUCCAAAUUAAUGUGUGCUAUGCUGUUGUUUUA
Molecule: messenger RNA, 755 nt
Organism: Lolium rigidum
Lineage: Eukaryota; Viridiplantae; Streptophyta; Magnoliopsida; Poales; Poaceae
Product: 40S ribosomal protein S24-1-like
Exons: 5
Coding region: 106-528 (140 amino acids)
Biological process (GO): translation
Cellular component (GO): ribosome
Molecular function (GO): structural constituent of ribosome
Source: RefSeq, a predicted model, not a curated record